Messenger RNA from Exaiptasia diaphana, 604 nucleotides. RefSeq names its product E3 ubiquitin-protein ligase rnf213-alpha. The transcript is spliced from 4 exons. The record is from RefSeq and is a predicted model, not a curated record. Gene Ontology annotation, molecular function: ubiquitin-protein transferase activity; ATP hydrolysis activity. Lineage: Eukaryota; Metazoa; Cnidaria; Anthozoa; Actiniaria; Aiptasiidae. The coding region runs from base 16 to 591 and encodes 191 amino acids.
UUGCUCUUUUUAAACAUGAAUGUUUUGAAUGARUGUAAUGUUUUAUUAGGCUGGAAUGUUUUACAAGACAAAACGCAAAGGCGACGAUGGGAGAAUCACUUUUCGACCGUYGUUAUUGUUCCAGUCAUGAAUAAUUUGGGGCACAGGCUUCAGGAGACACUACAGUUGAUUGCUAAGGACAAACGCUUUGGAGCCAAUCCAUUACUUCGUCAGUUGUAUGAAUUAGAGUCAGGUGCAGAAGACCUCACAAGGUCAAUAACACCGAAUUGCACAGCUCUGUGGAGAUACAGGACACCAAUCACAUUGAAUCACGUGACAAGGAAGUUUAAUGAGUCUGCAGUCGCUCGGUCAGCGGAUUGUGUCAUCCUUGGCGAAUUCCUGAAGCAGGAACAUGAUUURCGAGUCGUCAAGCAUCUACCAGAUGUUGUCAAGUUGCAGAAGCUUUUAAUGGAUCGAUACCAUCGAUCACUGGACAGGACCGAGACGGAUAAAAUAAAGCUGAAAGAUUUCUACAGACAAAUCCCAAAAGGUUGUACUUCACUCUUAAAUCUGAGCGGUCUCUUGCCUUUUUCGUCCCAUUCAUCAUUUUAGAUGGAGAGGGUUG